AUGUCUAUAUCGUCGUUUUUGAGAUCACUACAGUCACAUCUCUCACCUUCCAAGAAGAAACGUACGUCGCCUUCUCCAAUCUGUUCAAGAUGUCAGGAAUUUCUGGAUUCUUGCAACUUUCAACAACCUACUGGUUUACUUUCGUUCAAGACUCUUUCUAAGCUACCAACUCCUCCUGUUGUGGAAAAUUGCUUUUUAUGUUUAAAGCUCUUGGGUUCAUGUCUGGUUGAACUUGCAGAUCAAGCCAAUUAUAUUAAAGCUCUGAGACUCAGUCCUCAACAUGUUUUGGAUAAUUCAUCGCAGUGUAUGUUAAUGUCUCAUGACUUGGGUCGACAUACCAUUUCGAAAUCGAUUUCCUCUGGCUGGCUUCCUACUGAAGAGGAAGGUGAAGAAAUGAGCAGUAUGUCUCGAGACCUCGGGGUAUAUUCGCAAAAAAAACUCGCUGGCUUAGAGAGUUUUGUCUCAGUAGCUUCUUUCACAGGCUCUGAUGAGAGUCUGAAUCUUUCCAAACAAUGGUUACAAAACUGCAAUGAAAGCCAUGUUUCCUGCUCGAGCAAAGAUACCACGUACCCACGUUUUCUUCCUACUCGUCUCAUUGAUAUCGGAAUGGAAGAAUCAGCGAUCACUCCACGACUUUGUUUAAGAAAAGACGUUCCAAUUAAUUCAGUUUACUUGACUUUAAGUCAUUGUUGGGGGAAGACUAUGCCAAAAAUUACUCUUCUUCAGGCAAACAUCGAGUUUAUGCUUCGCGAGAUAAACUUUUCACAACUUUCGAAUGCCUUCCAAGACGCAUUAUGGGUAGUACGGAAAUUAGGAGGACGAUAUAUCUGGAUUGAUUCUUUAUGCAUCGUUCAAGAUUCCGAGACUGAUUGGUUAGUAGAAUCCGCCAGUAUGUGUGAUGUCUACUCGAAUAGUUACUGCAAUAUCUGUGCCACAGCUGCGAGAGAUGGUAGUGAAAGGAUGUUCCGUAAUAGAGAGCCAUUACAGGUACAGCAGGGUUGGUUUAAAACAGCUGGCGAUGAGGAAAAUUACUGUGUCAUUGACGAAGAUGAAUGGGAAAAUGAGGUGGAAAAUGGCAUGUUAUCCUCUAGGGCUUGGGUCUGCCAAGAACGCCUAUUGUCUAGACGAAAUCUUCACUUUGGCUCUAGACAAUUAUUUUGGGAAUGUCUAGAUCACGAGGCUUCUGAAACAUUUUCCAGAGGCAUUCCACAACAAGUCAUCGAAGGCCGAAAUGUAAAAUCCCGGGUCAAAGUACUUGUUAAUUGCAUCGACAAAUGUCAAUCAGGCAUGCCUUUCGAACUUGGACAAAUCUGGGAGAAAAUUGUAAAAUUGUAUAUGAAAAGUAAUCUAACUUUCAAAACGGACAGACUUGUUGCAAUCGGAGGAAUGGCGAACGCAGCAGCUCAACACAUAAGGGGGAAAUAUUUAGCGGGAGUAUGGGAAAAAGACCUGAUAUAUGGUAUUCUUUGGAACGCUCGAGAAUACCCAUCCAUUCUUUCCAAAUUUACCGAAGCUCCCCCAGAGAAGCAAGAAUAUACAGCCCCGAGCUGGUCUUGGGCCUCUUUUAAUGCAGAAAUAGAAUUUCCUCGAAGGGUCCACAGAAAUAGAAGAGAUGAGAGAUUUCCUCAGAUCUUAGAAACACAUCUGGAUCUAGCAAUUGAUAACCCAUUUGGGAAAGUAUGCGGUGGAUAUAUCAAGCUCAAGGGAGAUAUCACUUCCGCUACUUGUUCUCGCGCAGGAUUGUCCUGCUCACCACAUUAUCAUAGCGAUUUUGAGAUCUGCUUCGGACGAGAUGGCAAAGAAUGGAAAAACCCUGGCACAACACGCUUGGUUUGUGACUUUGAAGAUAUGACAGAAAUCGAGCGACGGGAAAUAUAUCUUCUGCCUGUCUAUAGCUUCACCUUGAGGUAUAGGGACUGGAAGGCUAGGGGUCUUAUACUGUUCCCAACAAAUAGAGCGAGAUGGGAAUUCCGCAGGUGUGGUAUAUUUGAGUAUGGUUGUAAUGAUGACCACGAGGAUUUUAUGUCUGAAUGUAGAUAUUUCAGCCGCAAGCAGAGAAUUGAAUCGCCCGAAUUUGGUCUACAAGAUGACGGAAAAUUUAUUAUCAAGAUCUUUUGA
Molecule: messenger RNA, 2118 nt
Organism: Botrytis deweyae
Lineage: Eukaryota; Fungi; Ascomycota; Leotiomycetes; Helotiales; Sclerotiniaceae
Exons: 2
Coding region: 1-2118 (705 amino acids)
Source: RefSeq, a predicted model, not a curated record